AUGUCCACUAGUAUAUCAAAUCAAUUUUCUAAAGACUGGAUGAUGCCAUGGGAAGGAACUACAAAUUCUAUUAGAAUUCGAGAUAUUGUCAUUGCUAGAGAAUUAUUAAAUUAUUUAGAUAACGGACCUAAAUUUAUUAAUGUAGAAACUGCAAAAAGUAUAAUUAAUAAGGGAGGAGUUAUUUCUAGAUAUUUUAUUCAAAGACUUCAAUCAUCGUUUGGUGAUAUUGAUCCUGAAUUAUUUGAUGAGAAAGCAAAACAUAUUCCAGAUACAAAAGCAAAUAAAUAUUAG
Messenger RNA from Scutellospora calospora, 291 nucleotides. The record is from the annotation of a GenBank genome assembly. Lineage: Eukaryota; Fungi; Glomeromycota; Glomeromycetes; Diversisporales; Gigasporaceae.